AUGUCAUUCCCCAUCCAUAUACCCCCCUCCAGAUACCCCUCCAUAUACCCCCUCCAUAUACCCCUCCAGAUUCCCCCACCAGAUACCCCCUCCAGAUACCCCUCCAUACCCCAUCCAGAUACCCCUCCAUAUACCCCCUCCAGAUACUCCUCCAGAUAUCCCUGCAUAUACCCCCUCCAGAUACCCCUCCAUACUUCCUCCAGAUACCCCUCCAUACCCCCUCCAGAUACUCAUCCAGAUACCCCUCCAUACCCCCUCCAGAUACUCCUCCAGAUAUCCCUCCAGAUAUCCCUCCAUAUACCCCCUCCAUACUUCCUCCAGAUACCCCUCCAUACCCCCUCCAGAUACUCAUCCAGAUACCCCUCCAUACCCCCUCCAGAUACCCCUCCAUACCCUCUCCAGAUACCCUCCAUACUCCCUCAAAAUACCCCCUCCAUAUACCCUCCUUACACCCCUCCAGAUACUCCUCCAGAUACCCCUCCAGAUGCCCCCCCAGAUACCCCUCCAUACCCCCUCCAGAUACUCCUCCAGAUACCCCUCCAGAUUCCCCCCCAGAUACCCCUCCAUAUACCCCCCUCCAGAUUCCCCAUCCAUAUACCCCCCUCCAGAUACCCCUCCAUAUACCCCCUCCAUAUACCCCUCCAGAUUCCCCCACCAGAUACCCCCUCCAGAUACCCCUCCAUACCCCACCCAGAUACCCCUCCAGAUACCCCCUCCAUACCCCCUCCAGAUACUCCUCCAGAUAUCCCUCCAUAUACCCCCUCCAGAUACCCCUCCAUACUUCCUCCAGAUACCCCUCCAUACCCCCUCCAGAUACUCAUCCAGAUACCCCCUCCAGAUACCCCUCCAUACCCCCUCCAGAUACUCCUCCAGAUAUCCCUCCAUAUACCCCCUCCAGAUACCCCUCCAUACUUCCUCCAGAUACCCCUCCAUACCCCCUCCAGAUACUCAUCCAGAUACCCCUCCAUACCCCCUUCCAGAUACUCCUCCAGAUAUCCCUACAUAUACCCCCCUCCAGAUACCCCUCCAGAUACCCCCUCCAGAUACUCCUCCAUACCCCCUCCAGAUACUCCUCCAGAUACCCCUCCAUACCCCACUCCAGAUACCCCUCCAGAUACUCCUCCAUAUACCCCUCCAUACCCCCUCCAGAUACUCCUCCAGAUAUCCAUCCAUAUACCCCCCUCCAGAUACCCCUCCAUACCCCCUCCAGAUACUCCUCCAGAUAUUCAUCCAUAUACCCCCCUCCAGAUACCCCUCCAGAUACCCCUCCAUACCCCCUCCAGAUACUCCUCCAGAUAUCCCCCUUCAGAUACCCCUCCAUACCCCCUCCAGAUACCCAUCCAUACCCCCUCCAGAUACUCUCCCAGAUAUCCAUCCAGAUACCCCUCCAGAUACUUCUCCAGAUACCCCUCCAUACCCCCUCCAGAUACCUCUCCAAAUACCUCUCCAGAUACCCCUCCAUACCCCCUUCAGAUACUCCUCCAGAUAUCCCUCCAGAUACCCCUCCAGAUACCCCUCCAUACCCCCUCCAGAUACCUCUCCAGAUAUCCAUCCAUAUACCCCCCUCCAGAUACCCCUCCAGAUACCUCUCCAGAUACCCCUCCAUACCCCCUCAAGAUACUCCUCCAGAUAUCCCUCCACAUACCCCCUCCAGAUAUCCCUCCACAUACCCCCUCCAGAUACUACUCCAGAUAUCCCUCCACAUAA
Oncorhynchus kisutch (coho salmon) is the source of this 1707-nucleotide messenger RNA. RefSeq names its product proline-rich extensin-like protein EPR1. Bases 1 to 1707 code for a protein of 568 amino acids. NCBI's taxonomy places the organism in Eukaryota, Metazoa, Chordata, Actinopteri, Salmoniformes, Salmonidae. The record is from RefSeq and is a predicted model, not a curated record. The transcript has 2 exons.